GAGUUCAUACAAUUUAUUGAUAAAUACAAAUCUGUAAAGUAUUGAAUUUUAUUGUUUAAUUUAAAUAUUUUCCUAACAACUAAGAAAGCUAGCAAAAUGGGUGCAAAGUCUUUAUCAUUAUCAUUUCAAAUCAAAACAGAAUGUAAUGUAUCUAAAGCUCGUUCUGGAUUAAUGAAGUUGCCGCACUAUGAAGUUAAAACACCUGUUUUUAUGCCUGUUGGAACACAGGGUACAAUGAAGGGUCUGUUACCUGAUCAAUUGGAAAGCUUGGAUUGUGAAAUAAUUUUAGGCAACACCUAUCAUCUUGGAAACCGUCCUGGUACGGAUGUUUUGACUAAGGCUGGAGGUCUUCAUAACUUUAUGGGAUGGAACAGGGCGCUGCUUACUGAUUCAGGAGGCUUUCAAAUGGUUUCACUGCUCAAACUGGCUGAGAUAACUGAAGAAGGAGUAAAAUUUAAGUCACCUUAUGAUGAUUCAGAAAUUAUGUUGACUCCAGAAAAAUCAAUAGAGAUACAAAAUUGCAUUGGUGCAGAUAUCAUCAUGCAAUUAGAUGAUGUUGUUCAGACCACAUUCCAGGAUUAUGAUCGCAUUAAAGAAGCUACAGAAAGAACAAGUCGAUGGUUAGACAGAUGUUUGGCAGCCCACAAAAGACCUACAGAACAAAGCAUUUUUCCUAUUGUGCAAGGCCUUUUAAAUGAAGAAUUGAGGGAACAAAGUGCAAGAGAGCACAUGACAAAAGAUGUCAAUGGAUUUGCCAUUGGGGGAUUGAGUGGAGGUGAAGCAAAGGAUGACUUUUGGCCCAUGGUCAGCUUAAGUACAGGAAUACUAGAUAAACACAGGCCUAGAUACCUAAUGGGAGUUGGUUUGGCAAUAGAUCUAGUUGUAUGUGUUGCUCUGGGAGUUGAUAUGUUUGAUUGUGUCUUCCCUACUCGCACAGCUAGAUUUGGAUGUGCUCUUGUUUCUAAUGGACAGUUAAAUCUAAAACAAAAGAUAUAUGAAACUGAUUUGGAUCCCAUUGACAAGAACUGUAGUUGUUCUACUUGUACAAAUUACACAAGAGCUUAUUUACACAGCAUUGUAACAGUGGAGACUGUGGCUUGUCAUCUUAUUUCUGUGCACAAUAUUGCUUACCAGAUGAAUCUAAUGAGAACAAUGAGAGAGAACAUUGAAAAAGGGACAUUUCCACAAUUUGUGCAAACAUUUGUUAGUGAGUAUUAUGCUGAUUGUGAAGAAAUUCCACCUUGGGUUAUUAAUUCAUUGGGUUCAGUUGGAAUAAAGAUAGUUAAAAUGUAA
Messenger RNA from Spodoptera exigua (beet armyworm), 1293 nucleotides. NCBI's taxonomy places the organism in Eukaryota, Metazoa, Arthropoda, Insecta, Lepidoptera, Noctuidae. The record is from the annotation of a GenBank genome assembly.